AUGGCAGUUGCCGCCACCAAGUUCGCUGACUACCUGGUCCAGGAGUGUAGGUCCCUGGUGGCUACACAAUGCUGGGAAAUUUGCAUGGCUGACAAAGCAGACGGAAAGGAUCUUGAUGGACAAAAGGAUUUGAUGGGAAAAUGCUUCCAUGGAUCGGCUGGCUAUGGUUCGUGCUUAACCAAUUUGAUUGAAGGGAAGGGCGAUUAUGCAUCGCUGUUUGACCGUAUGGCAAUUGAAAAUAAUCGAGAAGGAAAUGAGCUCAGGAAAGAUGGUCACUCGCUGAUUCUGCGAGACCUGGUUUCCUGUGAUGAGUCAACCACAUUCUGUGUCCUCUCUAGAGGCUUUACGCGAGAGGCACUGGCCAAGACAAAAGGAGAACUUAUUCAGGGAAGAAAAGUCUAUGAUAGAGGCAACAGAUGCAUCGCCAACUACAAAACUGCUCUCAAAUACCACGACGAAUUUUGUCCAAAGUCUUCUCCAGAACCGUAUCCUUCUGGUAAAGGCUUGGAUGACAUGUUGAUGUACGUUCGACAGAGAAUGUAUAUGUUGCUCAAGGGGGCAAAGAACAAAGAUGGCGCAAGACGUGUGAAGAAAGACAUGGACAGUUUCACUGCAGAACAAAUGCCUGAGAAGUACAUGUUCGAAGGGUAUAUGGUGUUUGUCUUGUGGGGACCAAAAGCUCUCUGUGGCAAGACUCUGAGUUGCCUAUCAGAGGAUGGAAAGAAAGUCGAGAAGGUUGGACGAGCUGCCAUCAGAGAGAAGGAACUCAAGAUUAAGCAACUUGAACGUUCAAGCAAUGAAGGCG
Messenger RNA from Seminavis robusta, 805 nucleotides. The record is from the annotation of a GenBank genome assembly. Lineage: Eukaryota; Bacillariophyta; Bacillariophyceae; Naviculales; Naviculaceae.